Molecule: messenger RNA, 6176 nt
Organism: Myxocyprinus asiaticus (Chinese sucker)
Lineage: Eukaryota; Metazoa; Chordata; Actinopteri; Cypriniformes; Catostomidae
Product: carnitine O-palmitoyltransferase 1, liver isoform
Exons: 18
Coding region: 551-2701 (716 amino acids)
Biological process (GO): carnitine metabolic process; fatty acid metabolic process
Cellular component (GO): mitochondrion
Molecular function (GO): carnitine O-palmitoyltransferase activity
Source: RefSeq, a predicted model, not a curated record
UGGCAGAAGCGCAUCAGGCUGUGGCGUUUCAGUUUACUAUCACUCCAGAUGGGAUCGACCUGCAGCUCUCUCAUCAGGCCCUGAGACAGGUCUAUCUGUCAGGCCUGCGGUCCUGGAAGAAACGUGUCGUAAGGCUGAAGAUGCCAGUUUGCAUGAUCCAAUCAAUUCCUGAUGGAUAGGACUUGACUACACACACACAAUUAGAUCACAAUAAGAGCAUUUAUUAAAAAUGUAAAUAGUACAUUUCAUUUCAUGUUGUAAUUAAUAAAUCUGUCUGUAAACAUAGUUUUCUAUGGAUAUUUGUGCAUGUUUGUGUGAUUUUUGUAUUGUAUGUAGUUUUUUUUCUUGUCCUAAGUUGAAAAUCUAACUUAACUCUUUAUCCAGCAUGAUUUGAAAGUUAUUAGUUUUCUUUUGUUUAUUCUGGGUGUCUGUCCUCAUUUUUCUCUUGCGUUCGUACAUUCCUUCUCUCGUACAGAACAACGUAAUCACUGGCGUGUAUCCUGCUAGCCCCUCCUCCUGGUUGUUUGUUGUCGUAGCCAUUUUGGCCACCAUGUACACCCGCUCGGACCCUUCAAUGGGCCUCAUUGCUAAAAUCCAGGAACACCUACCGGUCAGUGAUUCUUUGAGCAUGCAGUGUAGGACGGUGGUUUCUGCAGUGUUAUUCAGCACUGUCCUCUGGUUGUCUUUGAUCUUCACCAUGAGACUCUGUCUGAAGCAGUUACUGUCCUACCACGGCUGGAUGUUUGAACAACACGGGAAAGUGUCCAACACCACUAAAAUCUGGGCGGCCAUGGUUCGGAUCUUCUCUGGCAGGCAGCCUCUGUUGUACAGCUACCAAGGGUCUCUGCCCAACCUGCCCGUUCCAGCGGUCAAAGAUACAGUCAAGAGGUACCUGGAAUCUGCACGUCCACUGAUGAGCAAUGCUGAAUAUGAGCGGAUGGUGACUCUAGCCAAAGAUUUUGAGAGCAGUCUGGGGAAUCGUCUGCAGUGGUACCUCAAACUCAAAGCUAUGUGGGCCUCCAACUAUGUCAGUGAUUGGUGGGAGGAAUAUAUCUACCUGAGGGGGCGUAGCCCAAUUAUGGUUAAUAGCAACUACUAUGGAAUGGACUUCCUGUAUGUGACACCGACACCAAUUCAAGCGGCAAGAGCUGGAAACACACUGCAUGCUUGUCUCCUGUACCGCAGGAAACUCAACAGAGAGGAAAUCAAACCUAGUCGUGUUCCGGGUUUAAAUAUUCCUCUGUGUGCAGCACAGUGUGAGAGGAUUUUCAACACCACACGCAUUCCAGGAGAAGAGACGGAUUCACUGGUCCACUGGCAGGACAGCGAGUAUGUCGCCGUGUUCCACAGAGGACGAUAUUUCCGCCUGUGGCUGUACCACGCCGGCCGCAUAUUGUCUCCCAGAGAGAUCGAACACCAGAUUCAGCGUAUCCUUGACGACAUGUCACCCCCAGCGCCUGGAGAGGCCAAACUAGCAGCUCUGACUGCAGGGGACAGAAUCCCUUGGGCUCAGGCCAGGAAGGAAUUCUUUGGGGCAGGGGUGAAUAAGAGAUCUCUAGACUGCAUCGAGAAAGCAGCAUUCUUUGUUUCACUGGACGACGAUGAGCAAGGCAUGAUGGGAGAUGACCCAGCUGGCAAUUUGGAUCGCUACGCUAAGUCCCUGCUGCACGGCAGGUGCUACGACAGGUGGUUUGAUAAGUCCUUCACUGUGGUGGUGUAUAAAAAUGGGAAGAAUGGACUCAACGCUGAGCACUCCUGGGCAGAUGCACCUAUAAUGGCUCACCUGUGGGAGUACGUGAUGACUACAGAUUGUUUCCAGCUGGGUUAUAAUGAAGAGGGCCAUUGUAAAGGUGAGGUUGACUCUUCCUUGCCUCGACCUCAGAGAUUAACCUGGGACAUACCUGAACAGUGUCAGGAGCGUGUGGAACAGUCUUUAGCUGUGGCUCAGGCUCUAGCUGACGACAUCGACUUCCACGUGUUCCCUUUAGAAGACUUUGGCAAGGGUGCUAUCAAAAAGUGUAAAAUCAGUCCAGAUGCCUUCAUUCAAAUUGCAUUACAGCUGGCUUAUUAUAGGAACCGAGGCACAUUCUCUUUGACGUAUGAAGCAUCUAUGACUCGUUUGUUCCGUGAGGGGCGGACUGAAACCGUGCGUUCCUGCACCAGCGAGAGCUGUGCCUUCGUCAGAGCACUGGAGGAUGGAGAGAGUAAGGAGGUGUGUCGGCGUCUGUUCCGUUCAGCGUCUGAGAGACACCAGCAGCUUUACAGGUUGGCCAUGACUGGUGCAGGCAUUGACAGACACCUGUUCUGCCUCUACAUUGUCUCCAAAUACCUGGGAGAGGAGUCACCCUUCCUCAAAGAGGUGCUUUCAGAAACAUGGCGUCUCUCCACCAGUCAGACUCCUCUCCAGCAGGUGGAGCUGUUCGAUUUUGUCAAUCACCCAGACUAUACUACCUGUGGUGGAGGAUUUGGGCCGGUUGCAGAUGACGGUUAUGGCGUGUCUUACAUCAUCAUUGGAGAAAACAUGAUCAACUUCCAUAUUUCCAGCAAAUACUCCUGCCCUCAGACUGACUCUCAUUUGUUUGGAGCUCAGAUCAGGCAGGCCAUGAUGGACCUCCUGCAGUUGAUGUCACCAGACAAGACAGACCUAUCCAAACCUCAGCAGAACCACUCACAGAAACCCAAGAGCAAAAAAGACCUGUAGAGGUAGAACAGAUAGACCACAACAAGAAAAAAACAUGUGUGUGUGUGUGUGUGUGUGUGUGUGUGUGUGUGUGUGUGUGUGUGUGUCCAUGCUCGUUUGAAUGCAUGUUUGUUCAUCCGUACAAAUAUGCAUUCAUACAUUCCAUGCUUGUUGUAAAAAUGUGUCGAUGCCAUGAAGCCAUGAACAAUGUAAUGUAAUAAUGGUGGAAGCUGCUUCGUCGAAAACCGUGAGUUUAAAAAUAAAACUAUGAAAGAGGAUUAAAAUACAGAGGUAGUUUGAUAGCGCAAAACCUUUUGUGUUUACCGUGAGGGCCAGUUUCUUAGAUGAUAUAGAAUCAAUUUGGUCCUAAUUUUUAGAGUUUAUGAAGAAUCUAAAUUGUUAGCAUACAUUACCACCAGGGUGAUGGGAGUCUAAUGAUCAAACCUGUUAGCUUAAUAGUGUAAAAGACUGACGUAGGUUCAGAUCACAUGUUGAAUCGCUAUUCUACCUGCUGAGGAAGGCACUUAAUCGCAAGUUGUGGUGUUCUCUGCACUUAUAGUACUAUACAUCGCAUCCCAAUGGAAAUUCUCCAUUUUAACAGGUUAUGUUAAAGAGCACCUAUUAUGGUUUUUCAAAUAUUACCUUUCAUGUAGUGCGUUAUAUAGCUGUUUGUGAAUGUAAAAAAGUCUGCAAAGUUUCAAAAAUCAAAGUGCAGGACAAAUGGAGUUAUUGACUCCCAAAAGAAAGAACCGAUUCUGAACACCUGAAACGAGUCGUUAGUAAUUCCAGACUUACUUCCUGUACUAACCUACCUAAUUUGGUAACAAAAAACUUUGACCCGCCCUCAUACACUACACUUAGCGGUAGACCAAUCACAAGAGACUGGGACAUCUGACCAAUCAGAGCAGAGUAGGCUCUCUGAAAGGAGGAGUUUUAAAUGAAUCCUCUUGAACGGAUCAUUGAACGAGUCGUUUUUGACACUGGGAAAAAAGGUAAUGCUGCAAUUUAAAUUAUGAGCAAAUUAAAGUGUUUUUUGACCUUGGAUGCAAGUAAAUCUAUUGUAUGAGACCUUUAAAACAAAAUUAGGCACAUUUAAAAACCAUAAUAGGUGCUCUUUAAGGUGUAAGACUUUGAAUAACUUGACCUAGGACUAAAAUCCAGUGCAGUUUUACUUGAAUUCCAGAGCAGAACUACCAUAUAUUUUUCAGUUUUCAGUGACUAAUGACUUGGAAUACUACACUUGACUGUAGUUUUAAAAAUGAUUGUCCUGAUAAAUUGAAGAUGACAUGUUGAUCUCACUUAGUCAUAUUCAUUUUAAGUGUACAUUUUGUUUUAUUAUUUAAAAAUACAGUGUUUUUGACUCAAAUGUCAAUUUAAAACCAUAACUUUGUACCUACAAUGUAUUUAGGAACUUGGAGUUGGUUGUAUUUACCAAUGUGAGAAUGUCUAAUGGUAUCAAAAGAAAAUGAUGCCUGAGGAGAAAACAUAUACGCAACAACAUGUUUCUAUUAGUAUUUUCUAGAUACGCAGUUGAGCUCCGUUGUUGAAGGCCAGUUAGUUGCAAAUUUUGUUUACUUUGGUUGAAAAAAAAAAGAAUACGGAAGAGAAUUAAGGAAAUAUUUCAGAUUCGAAACGAGUUAAGCUCAAUCGGCUACAGUUGUGGCAUAAUAUUGAUUACUACAAAAAAUAAUUGAGGCUCGUCCCUCAUUUUCUUUCAUUUAACUUACAAUGGAAGUGAAUGGGGGCCAAUCCGUCAACAUUGAAAUACUCACUUGUUUUGAAAAUUAUAGCCACAAGACGUAAACAGUAUGAGUGUUAACAUAAUUUUAGUGUGAUAAAAUCGCUUACUAACCUUUUCUAUGUAAAUUAGCAUACAAUGUUACACCUUCGUUGCCAUGACGAUGUAACGCCAUAAUCCCAAAACGCCGAAAACUUUACAGCUCAAAUAAUACACCAUUUUUAACAGAAGAAUUAAUGUAAGUGCUUUUAUAAAAUUAUAAGCUUUACAUUUCGGCCUUUUAACCCUCCAAAAAUUGGCCCCAUUCACUUCCAUUAUAAGUGUAUAAUGUAACCUUGAUUUGUGCUUUUUAAAGAAAAGGAGGGACGAGUCAAAAUAAUUUUUUGUGGUAAUCAUCUUUGCCACAACUCUGUCAAUUAGCUUAACUUGUAUUGAACCCAGAAAAUUCAUUUCGAAGUAGUUGCACACACUUCUGAAUACCUCCUAUGGAUAUUUUGGUCCCAAAAUAAGUAGUUUUGGGUAAUAUUUUUGCCAUUCUGCUACUAGAGUUUAAAUUUUCCUUUCUGAUUGGUGACGUGGAGAUAAAUUUUGUCUUGAAUAAUACAGUAUGCAUUUAAUAGUGGUACGCAUUAAUAAAAAAUAAACAUUCCAUUGUAAAUGGGGAGUUUAAAAAAAAAUCAAAACUAAAGGGCAGGGCAUUUUGCCAUCUUUACAGUAAAUUAAAAAAAAAAACACAAAAAAAAACUUGAAAUUGAUUUCAUCUGAUAAAGAUCUCCAUUAAUACAGUUAGACAUGUGAUAUGGACCAUAUGAUGACUAUUAACAGUUAUAUGUUUGAACCAAAUUGUUGCAUGUUGAAACAACAUGUAGGUGGUUAGUUAAUGUGUUUUCACAAGGUAAAGGAAUGGGAUUUUAUUUGGAAAAUAUCACAGCCUGUUUCAUACAUCGAAAACUCACUAUAAUCAAUCUACAAUCUACAUCGAAAAGCAUUUCAUGUUUCUGAUCUUGCUGUUAGUCCUCUGCGACCUCUGCCUAAUAGCAUUGAAGUGUUGCCAUUACAAUUUAAGAAGAACAAAAUAGUAUUUGAAAUGAAGGAGCAAUGUUAACAUUUAGGCAAGGGCUGUUUGACUUUGGUUACCAUUUUGAUUUCCACUUUGCAGUCCUUUGGCAGCUAUACCUGUGGGCAGUAUGAUACUCUAUCUGUGGUCUCGGUUGCAUCCUCAUUAUUCAGCUGUUGUUACAAUAUAAAGUUGCCUUUCAAGUGCAUGAUUUCUUGGUUCCACAUCUUAUAUGGUCAAUGUGGAAAUAUUGAUAUAUACUUCAAAACAAUGUGCUAUCUUUUUCUGUACUGCCUAACACUGCUUAUACACCUUAAACUGUAUAUCUGACUUUUCAAACCUCACUUGUGAUUUUUAUUAUUUUUGUUAUUACUACUGUUGUCAGUUUUCUAAUAAUUAACUUGAAACUGAAAACAGUAACAAUUGCAAGAGUUUGUGUAGUGCUGAUAUUAGUCUGGAAAGACAAUGUUUUACCUCAUCUGUCUUAUGAAUGUUUAUUCAUUCUCCUGGGCCAGUACUGUAUUCUGUAUCUGCUCGCCUUUUCUCACAUUUGGUUUCAGAUAUAUUACUGUGCACUGCAGAGCUUUACACUUUCUCUUGUACUCGAUUGUACUUGGCAAUUCGUCCUUCCUUUACAAUUUGUUUGUAAAAGAAAAGGAAGACAAAAGGUCAAUUUUUUAAUUAAACAUGGUUCAAGCACA